Molecule: messenger RNA, 2723 nt
Organism: Lampris incognitus (smalleye Pacific opah)
Lineage: Eukaryota; Metazoa; Chordata; Actinopteri; Lampriformes; Lampridae
Gene: prdm8b
Product: PR domain containing 8b
Exons: 4
Coding region: 323-2044 (573 amino acids)
Biological process (GO): regulation of DNA-templated transcription
Cellular component (GO): nucleus
Molecular function (GO): protein binding
Source: RefSeq, a predicted model, not a curated record
UGUUUCUCUCUCUCUCCAUUCUCUGUCCCAGGGUCUCUCUCUCUCUCUCCCCCUCGCUCUCCCUCUCUCGCUCCCUCUCUCUCUCUCUCUCCGGGUUGUUCGGCGGACCGGCAGCGGGGCCAUAGCCGCGGCAGCAGGCACUUUCACCGGCACGGGGAAAUGUAUUGACACCGAGGAGGAACAGGAGCGCGUCUCAUUCCACGCCGCUGUUGGGUUUCUCUUUCUUUCUUCUUUCUUUUUUGUGGCUUUGUUUUGUUUUUUGAUACCAAGCAUCGGUGGACAUUUGUGGAUUUAUUGUUGCUUACCCACGCAAAAGGCCGUCAUGGAGGAAUCCGGUUCCCAGAAGCUGGUGUGGGACAGCGACGCCAAAGCGGUCCAGCAGUGUUUGACGGACAUAUUCACCAGCGUCUACACCACGUGCGACGUGCCUGAGAACGCCAUCUUCGGCCCGUGCGUGCUGAGCCACACGUCCCUGUACGACAGCAUCGCCUUCAUAGCGCUCAAGUCCACGGACAAGCGGACGGCGCCCUACAUCUUCAGGGUGGACACCUCGGCGGCCAACAGCACGUCGGAGGGUCUGAUGUGGCUGCGGCUGGUGCAGUGCGCCCGGGACAAGGAGGAGCAGAACCUGGAGGCCUACGUGAAGAACGGCCAGCUCUUCUACCGCUCCCUGCGCAGGAUUGAGAAGGACGAGGAGCUGCUGGUGUGGUACGGCAAGGACCUCGUCGAGCUGCUGCUCCUCAGCUCGGGCAGGGCGCAGGCCAAGAGCAAGGGCUCGUCCCCCCUCUCCUGCCCUGACUGCAGCCAGCGCUUCCAGUUCGAGUUCCCCUUUCUGGCCCACCUCAGGUUUCGCUGCACCAAGAGACUGCAGAGUGUCACGGGGGCCGACGAGGACGCGGCCAAGGAGAGCGGCACCGAGCGCCCCAACACAACCCCGACCAGGGCCAGCCCCAAGCUGGGCCGCUCCGAGGGCUUCUCCAGCACCCAGGACAGCAGCAAACCCUCCACAGACUUUCACAACCUGGCCAGAGAUCUGGAGAACAACAGGACGAGCCCGCCCAGCGACAAGGAGGCAGAAAUCCGCAGUGAGAGCUCGGGCAAGAGGAAGUUCUCCGAGGUGGAGGACAGGGAGAGCCGGGAAGGUCUGACCCUCACUCACACCAAGUCUAAAGAGGAGCUAGCCAGUUCGGCGCAGAACUACAGAGGAGUGUACGGUCUGGAGGAGAACCACAGGUCCCUCUCCCCACCGGGCUCCACGGAGCCAGGAGAGCCCAAGCGUAGCGCCUUCACUGAGGUCAGGAAGUCACCGCACAGUCUCAAGCAGCACAGUGGCACCAACAAGAGCCUCUCGAGCUCCAACUCUGAGAACAAGGAGGGCAGUCGCCCCGGGAGCAACCCCACCGAGAAGCACCUCAACAUUAGGCAGGUGCUGUCGGAGACUCAGCCACCCCAGACCCCACCCAUGGGCAGCGCUUUCACCUCGGUGGGGCAGCAGGGCAGCAGAGGGGAUGGUGGGGAGAGGAAAAGCGCCUUCAGUCAGCCAUCACGUUCGUCCUUCUCCCAGAUCUCCCAACUGGUGAUGCCGCCCAAGAUGAUCGACUGCCAUCCAGCAGUGGGCGAUACCAUCUCCUCCAGCAGACUCUACCAGGCGGACCACCUGGCCGCCAAGCUCCAGGGAGCAGAGCUGGGAGCCAACUGCCCUGUGCCGGGUGGCAUGGCCAAGCAGAGCCCCUUCGUCUACGCCACCGCCUUCUGGCCCAAGAACUCCGCACCCAUCCAGCUGCAGAUGCCCUCGGCCCUCACUCUCCUGCCCCCUAGCUUCACCUCGCUCUGCCUGCCGGCGCAGAACUGGUGCGCCAAGUGCAAUGCCUCCUUCCGCAUGACGUCGGACCUGGUUUACCACAUGCGGUCCCACCAUAAAAAGGAGUACGCCAUGGAGCCCCUGGUGAAGCGGCGGCGUGAAGAGAAGCUCAAGUGUCCCAUCUGCAACGAGUCCUUCCGGGAACGGCACCACCUGUCACGUCACAUGACCUCCCACAACUGAACACACCUGAAAUAAACCUGUGGGGGGUGUGGGGGGGGACUUUUUCAAGCUUUCUGGUCUGGUCAUGGAUAUAAACAGUCCAAAUGGAGAAAUGUCACUUAAGAAUAUGAACAAAUGGAAAAAAAAGACAAAACAAAAUUAAGGAAAAAAAAAAAACACACACACACACCUCUCACCAUCAUGGACGCCAUUCUCGUGUUUUCCUUUGGGUCCGUUAUUUUUCCCUCCCCUGGUCAAAAUGUCGUGUUUUGGGUGUAUGCAACUGCGUUUUGACUUUGGAAAAUGAAUCUAUUUAUAAAGCACUUAACGUUUGAAAAUAAGGGAAGAUUUAAAUGUGUAAAUGUACAGCAAGUUGUAUUUUAUAUCAUAUUAAUGCGACUAUAGAGAAGAAUUCCCAGUGUAGUUCCACUUCACUGUUUACAAGGCAGCGACGUUUUUCUCUCUCGUGUCUCCCACGGCUGUGCUCACCAACUGGGGAUAUCGUGUCAGACUAUAUGUCACAGUGCAUGUAAUAUCAAAUAAUAUUAAUUUAAGAUGCAGUCUAUACAUUACAAUGUAAAUAACUUGUUUUAUUUGAAAUACAAAGUGUAAUAUUUUGUGUCAGUGGGGAAUAGUUUCCGUGUUUUCUUCCUUUUGCGAAAAUUUACUACUCGAUAGUUUAUUUAAUCAUGUUGAAUGC